UGGGAAAACGGCCGCCAAUGUGUGCAGCCAUGUGCGAAAUGCUGCGAAUCACUAUCAGAAAAAGCUAGUUAUGUUAGUUCAGAAUUCGACAGCUCGAUUAGUCCGAUGGAGGAACGGCAAAAAGCUGCAUGGCUUAAUCCGCUUCCCGAGUAUCCGUCGCCCUACACUUCACCAAAUCCGCCUGCAGAUGCUUUAGAGGAGUACUUGGACGCCAGUGAUAGUUAUCCUCCUAAAUAUGAGGACACAUUCGCAAGGAUAAUUCACGUAGCCCACUGGACAGGAGUCGCAAAGGGAUCUCGAUUAUCCGGAAUUCCCGAAGAAGAUAGCGGUUUGGGUUCAGACAACGGAGAUCCUUCAUUGGGCAGAAGUAGAUUGAAAUUGCCACCACCACCUCCACAUGGCACAAUCCAAGAAGAAGAUCCAUGGGACCUGCCGCAGUCUCGCACGAGAUCAGCGUCCACUGAUGACAAACGAACUAGUGCUGGCGUACCCCUACUCCAGGUGCCUAUGCAGACUUCGAUGGAAGAAGAAGAAACCUCACAAAUGAGCGACUCUCUUUCUGCAGCUGCUCCGAAACUGUUCGUUGCUUCAGGCAAGGACCGACAAACAACGCUUUAA
Ostertagia ostertagi is the source of this 618-nucleotide messenger RNA. NCBI's taxonomy places the organism in Eukaryota, Metazoa, Nematoda, Chromadorea, Rhabditida, Trichostrongylidae. The record is from the annotation of a GenBank genome assembly.